Aspergillus glaucus CBS 516.65 is the source of this 1748-nucleotide messenger RNA. RefSeq lists its product as uncharacterized. Bases 36 to 1748 code for a protein of 570 amino acids. NCBI's taxonomy places the organism in Eukaryota, Fungi, Ascomycota, Eurotiomycetes, Eurotiales, Aspergillaceae. The record is from RefSeq and is a predicted model, not a curated record. The transcript has 2 exons.
UGGGAUUCAGAAGUCUUCGACUCAGUUCAGUCGAGAUGGUUGGAAGCGUGGCUGAAGGUAUUUCUAUGUCUUUUUCACAAUCCCAAGACCCUCAAGAGCUUUUUGCACCUGAGGGCCUUCCAUCGCCUCCUUCUUUCAGUCAUCUGCAUGUGAAUGAUCUGGGGCUUACACCUUCCCCUGGAUCGCAGCAGCAGCAGCAGCAGCAGCAACAGCAGCACCAGGCUGAUGCCACUCAUGCAUCGUCCCGAAAUGAAGAGCGUGAUAAACCCAAUGACGGAGUAGCCGACAAAACUGCGACAAAGGACUCUACGCAACAAGCAAAAGACUUGUCAACUGGCACGGAGGAGCCAUUAUACGAUCCUCUCUUCGAUUCGGACUUCGCUUUCCAGGACCUUGAGUCGGACUUUCUUUCGCAUAAACGCACUCAUAACGAAGCAUUUCCCGAAGAUUUCGGCGUUGGGGAACCCCUAGAAAAGCGACAGAAUCAGGAUGGAUUAAACUUGGGUGAUGCGCUUCCGGACGAGACCCCGUCUCUAACGCCUGAUUCAUCUCACCGGCCGGAAUAUGUCGAAACUGCCCUAAAUACGCCAGCCGGUAUAGAGAGGUCGCACACUCCAAAUUCAUUGUUUGGCUCUCUUGACCUUCUUUUCCCAGAGUCGGAGUUCCCCACGUCGUUGGAUAAUACGGUGCUAUUCGAUAAUCUCGCAAUUCGUCCGAGCCAUGCGGUAUCUCAGGAUCUAGGGCCAGAACCAGCUCCCACCAAAUCCGCUGAGUUGUCUACUGCAAUACAGUCUGCCAGCGACGUCACGCAACAACGGUUUUCCCUUGACGCGCAAGAUUUGCUUGCCAACACAAAUCGAGAGAUCUUACGGCGGGCGGACGAUGUACCGCAAUAUGUGUCCCCGUACCCUGAAUACAGAGGCUCCUUGGGUUAUCUUCCAUCGGCACCGAGUCUUCAUGUCAAGUGCGUUGAAGUUGUCGACGAGCGUAUGAACUACCGCAUGGAAUGUAUUCGCUCCAAGAACCACCAACUGAUACACGAGCGAAAUAAGUAUAAAAGCUUCUAUGACGAGUUUAGUACGGUGGAUCAGGCGACGGGAAAGACCAAGCAUCAGAUGCUUCACCAUGAUAAUGCGAUGCUUCGGCGCAAUGCUACCCGACACCAGAAACGGGUUGAUGGGUACAAAGAGGAGAUCGAGCAUUGGAAGAGCAAGCUACAUGAAGUUUCGAUGCUGUACAACAACCUCCUUUAUGAAGUUGCUAUUCAACGGAGACUUCCUGAAGUUGCACCUCCCCCAGCCAAGUACAGACCCCGACCGAUCCAGCACCAGCCACCCGCCGUUACAGAUCCUCCUCAUUCCUGCCCAGCACCAGCUUCCACGGAAGCUCGUAGCUCGCAAGCAGUUACAAUAGACCUUACGGAGGACGAUCCCAACACGGCCCCCAACCAUCCUCCCGAUCCUUCUCCGCCCUCUGGGGCAAACACAAAUAGCGGGGCGGAAGUACUCCAAUCCUUCCGACAGAAAAAUUAUUCCUGGCUCAAGGGACCAAACCAGGUGCCGAACGCCACGUAUCGGACGGGAUAUUCUCUCCAUAAUGCCAAUGGUGAUCGUGCGGCAACCGGAUCAAGAAGCGGUCAUACGUCAACCGACGAUCCUCAGCCUUCCUCUCCACAACGCGGGAACGAUGGCCAUGACGUUGAGCAAGAUGAACUGGCGCAGAUGAUGGAAGAGGAGCUUGGCCGGUAG